UUAAAAUAAAUGGGCCGUAUAAAUUGAUAUGGACCAUGAGUAACUGUUAAUGACCUUAUGUAAAUGUGAACACCUAGAAUGGGCCUCUCUUACAUUAGAUGGAGGAUCACACAUUCACACUCUACACACACGCACACGCACACGCACACGCACACGCGCUCCCUCCUCCAUCGCUAAGGGUAGAGUAGAAGACUGGAAAGGAGUGGUGGAUGGCGCUUUCUCUCAACCUGCCUCGACCACCAAGCCUAACCCUAAGCCAUAGCCUUAGCAGCGUAGUGCCUAGGAGAAGGUUGGCUUGGAUCCGAUGCGGCCCCCGCGACAACCGCGGACCUCUUCUGAAAGGUCGGAUCCUGAGUUCCGAAGCCAUCCAAUCGAUCCAGUCCCUAAAGCGAGCCCACCGCACCGGCUCCCUCUCCCUUAGUCUCCCUCCUCUCCGCCGUCUACUCAAAUCUGACCUCCUCUCCGUCCUCCGUGAGCUUCUACGCCAGGACCACUGCACCCUCGCUGUCCACGUGCUCUCCACCCUCCGUUCUGAGUAUCCUCCCCUCGACCUCGUCCUCUACGCCGACGUCGUCAACGCUCUCUCCAGGAACAGGGAGUUGGAAGAGAUAGACCGUCUGAUCGGCGAAAUGGAGGGAAUUGAGGGUGGUUACCAAAGCGACAAGGCCCUCGCGAAACUGAUCAGGGCGGUGGUGGGAGCAGAGAGGAGGGAAUCGGCGGUGAGGAUAUACGCCAUGAUGAGAGAGAGCGGGUGGGGGUCUAAAUCGUGGGAGGCGGACGAGUACGUAGCGGAGGUUUUGAGCAAGGGACUCCGGAGGUUAGGGGAGCCAGACUUGGCAGCUCAGGUCGCCGCCGCCACUCAGAUGUGCAAGUCAAAAGGUUUUGGAAAUGGAACAGUGUAAGAAUGUAGAGUGGUGGAGGACCUCAGCACAAUUCUCCUCCCUGAGACACACUUUGUUUAGUCUCUGGGUAAGUCAGGUUAACCCAAGCCCCAUGGUGUGAUAGGAUUGUUUCAUCUCUUCGAAUUCCAUAUUUCUUACCUUUUCUGUUGUUAUUACGGUUACAAAAUUCCACAUUCUCAUAUAAAGUACCAUAUUCAGUAGUACAUUAUUACUA
This is a messenger RNA of Capsella rubella, 1116 nucleotides long. Its product is annotated as protein THYLAKOID ASSEMBLY 8, chloroplastic. Gene Ontology annotation, biological process: chloroplast organization; Group II intron splicing. The record is from RefSeq and is a predicted model, not a curated record. The coding region runs from base 210 to 902 and encodes 230 amino acids. The transcript has a single exon. Gene Ontology annotation, molecular function: RNA binding; protein binding. Lineage: Eukaryota; Viridiplantae; Streptophyta; Magnoliopsida; Brassicales; Brassicaceae.